Molecule: messenger RNA, 3557 nt
Organism: Sardina pilchardus (European sardine)
Lineage: Eukaryota; Metazoa; Chordata; Actinopteri; Clupeiformes; Clupeidae
Gene: ankfn1b
Product: ankyrin repeat and fibronectin type-III domain-containing protein 1
Exons: 20
Coding region: 147-3557 (1136 amino acids)
Biological process (GO): regulation of establishment of bipolar cell polarity; establishment of mitotic spindle orientation; signal transduction
Cellular component (GO): spindle
Molecular function (GO): protein binding
Source: RefSeq, a predicted model, not a curated record
ACGAGCAGCUGGGCGGGAGCGACUUGGAGCACCUCCAGGCAGAGGGCAAGGGCCCGCGCACGGCCAAGAACAAGCUCAAGCGCAAGUUUAGUCUGGGUUCUGCAGACAGGAAAGAGCCCAAUCAGAGAAGGGUUGAGUGUGUGAGGAUGACUCAGGCUCCAGAGCCCCUGCCCGCUCAGCGGAAGCCCUCCAGCCUGUCGUCUCCCAGCGCCGCCCGCCGCCUCUACCGCAACCUGUCCGGAAAGUUCCGCGUGGGGGCGGCCGGGGUGGAGGAGAGCGCACCGUCCUGCCGGGAUAAGGAGCGUCUGCGCAAGUCUAGCGUGUUCCAGAGUGCGGAAGCGCUGCUGGAGGCGGUGGAGCACCAGGAGCUGGACGUGGUGCAGAGCCUGCUGUGGCAGUUCAGCCUGGAGGAGCUGGACCUCAACACGCCCAACAGCGAGGGCCUGCUGCCCCUGGACAUCGCCAUCAUGACCAACAACGUGCCCAUGGCCAAGCUGCUGCUCCGCGCCGGCGCCAAGGAGAGCCCGCACUUUGUAAGUCUGGAGGGCCGGGCCAUGCAUCUUGCCACUCUGGUCCGAGAGGCGGAGCAACGCGUUGCCGAGCUGGUUUCCAGAGUAACGGGAGAGGCCCAAGGUGAGAGGGAGGAGCUUAAAUCAUGGGAGUGGCGGCUCCGCCUCUACCGACGGAUGGAGACAGGCUUCCAACAUUCCAGUCCCCCUGAUGCUCCCACUGGUGUGUGUUUGUCUGUGAGUGGCAGCAGCAGCCUCAGGGUACACUUCCAGGAGCCACUCUGUGUCAACUCAGCUACCGUCACCAAGUACAAAGUGGAAUGGAGUUUGUCUCCCUCCUUCAAUCCUGUUCUGGGUGAAAUAGUCGUAGAAGACACCACUCAUCUUCAGUGUGACAUCGGCAGUCUGACAGCAGGUACCUAUUACUAUGUGCAGGUAUCUGCAUACAACAUGAAGGGCUGGGGUUCUGCGCAGACAUCUGUACCCGCAUGUGCUACCCCCUCAAGCUGGAGAGACAUUGACGGGCGUGCGCCGCGUCUGAAAGGGCAGAAGGAGGCGCUGGAGCAACUCUAUGUGCAGAUCAAGGACUCACACCGCCAGUGUGUGUGCCAUGAUCAGUGUAAAUCGGCGCCUCACAUCCGGAAGCACUCCGUGUCCAAAAGCCUGCGUCAUCUCUUUCAGCCCAAUAGCAAGUUCAUCAAGACCCUCAAAAGGGGCCUGUACCUGACCUGCAUCCUCUAUAGGGACGAUAACGUGCUCGUCACCCCAGAGGACCAGAUCCCCAUAGUGGAGGUGGACGACUCCUAUAGCUCCUUAACUCAAGACUUCCUCUGGUUCACCAAGGUGUCGUAUCUGUGGGAGGAGAUCUCCUGGCUGCAGCAGUGUGUGGGGUCGGCCCAGUCCUCCUGCUCCUGCACGCUGCAGACUCGCCUCAAAAUGCUGCAGGCCGUCGCCCAGCUCCAGAACCUGCUGGGCACGCAGGACCUGGGCCAGGUGUACUUUGAGCCGCUGAAGGACAAGCACGGGAACGCGCUGCUGGUGCUGCUGCGGGACAUGGGGCCGGCGGGGGGGCUGGAGGGCAUGCGCUGGACCCCCCUCUGCAAGCUGCAGCUGCAGCGCAAGAGCCUGUCCUCGCCAGAGGAGCCCAGCGCACUGGACAUGCUGCUCAUCACGCUACACGAGAAGCUGGCCUACCAUCGGCGGAGCAGGAAGGUGCUGCCCCCGGGCCUGUAUCUGGGCUAUCUGAAGCUCUUCAGCACCGUGGAGCAGAUCAGAGUUCUGGUGCCGCAGAAAAUCCCCAACGUCCUCUGCUACGUCAAAAUACGGGACAACAGCAACGUCUCAAGAGCAGAGUGGGAGUGGCUGCAGGCGGUGCGCUCCAUAGAGGAGGCGCAUGAGAUGGCUGCUGAUGAGCAGAGCGCCCCCCACCGCCUCCUGCAGGACCUGCGCUGCGCCGCACGAGACCUCCUCAGCCACAUGAGCAUCUCCAAGAAACAGGCGCAGGAGUUCCGUAUCUACACGCACGAGGUGUGUGAGUUUGGGGAGGGGGUGUCCGUGCUGCUGCUGCUGCCCCCCUGUGAGGACGUGUGCUCGGCCCCCGGCCAGAACCAGACCUACUCGCCCCGCGCAGGCCUGCUCACGCUGCCCCUGCAGGUCUUUGAGCUGGUUCAUUUUGAGGCGUACUGUCCCAGUUUCAUCGGGCCUUUCUGUCGAGUGUCUGCUCUCCUGGGGCUGGAGUCGCUCAUGUCCCAGCAAGCUUUACGAGAAGCCUUCUCCGAGUCAGAGCUGCUCGCCGCCAAACACAAACACCAGCAAGUGCAGGAGCACAUGCAGCAAAUGGAGGAGCUGUGGCGCGAGUCCCGCUGGAUCAUGGACGCGCUGCAGAACGCGCGCUACAAGCAGCCCGCCGGCGGCAUCCUGCUGGCCUGGCUCAUGGACUUCUCCCGGGAGACGCUACCCGAGACGCCACGCUCCACGUCCUCCGCGCCCGACUACCUGCCCUCCCCGCCCGCCUCCCCCGACUGCCACCGCAAACACUCCGAUCUGCCGGGCCUGUCUGAUGAGGAAGGGUCGUCCGAGGUCUUCCUCACCACCGACAGCGACUACGACUCCAGUCGCGCCCAGAGCCCACGGGAGCUGGACCUCCUGCCGUCGUCGCCCGGCGUGUGUGGACGAGGCGGCGGGGGGGUCGUGUCCGCCGGCUCCCGUCCCGACGUGGUGCAGCUGGGUGGGGGUCCUCUGGCCGGGCGGGGCAGGAGCAGUAGCGGAGGUGGUGGAGGUGGAGGUGGAGGUGGAGGAGGAGGGGCGUGCAUCCCCGAGGCCUUCGACAGUGACUUCAUCCUGCCCAGCCGGCAGAUCGAGCUGCUGCGCAUCACCGAGAAGCGUCAGGCGCUGUGCGUGCGGACCAGCAGCCUGGAGUGCCCGCCCACCUCCGCCGCCUCCUCCUCCUCCUCCUCCUCGCCCUGCGCCGCCAACGAUGCCGCCUCGCCGCCGGGACGCCGUUUCCACGGGCAGAGCCGCCCGGCGCGGCCCACGCGGGCCCACUCGGAGGACAGCGGCGUGAGACGACUCUCCGCGCCCACCUCCUCCUCCUCCACCAGCUCCAGCUGGCACACCACGCUACGCAUCUACCCACAAUACCCCACCGGCCUGCCCAAAGAGACCAGCGUCAAGCUGCGGGUGACCCCCAACACGUCGGCGCGGGAGAUGGUGCAGCUGGUGGUGCAGGAGAUGAACGCGGUGGCGCGCCAGCUGCUGGGCGGUGCCGAGCGCUGCCCGCUGGGGCCCGAGGGCUGGGCGUGCGUCUGCGCCGGCUCCGGGCCGGGCGCGGCCUGCGUCUGCGGCCCCCCUCCCCUGCCGGGCGUCUACGGGCCCGAGCACCUGGAGCACUUCGGCCUGGUGCUGGCGCUGGACGAGCGGGUCAAGUGGCUGCAGGACGACUUCUGCCCGCUGCAGCUGCAGAACCCCUGGAGCCGCGGCAAGCUGUGCGUGCGCAUCAAGGAGUACUCGCCGCUCGCCAUGCAGCACAGCCGGGCCACCACCGUCUGA